Molecule: messenger RNA, 1614 nt
Organism: Gadus morhua (Atlantic cod)
Lineage: Eukaryota; Metazoa; Chordata; Actinopteri; Gadiformes; Gadidae
Product: elongin-B
Exons: 4
Coding region: 109-468 (119 amino acids)
Biological process (GO): transcription elongation by RNA polymerase II
Cellular component (GO): elongin complex; VCB complex
Molecular function (GO): protein binding
Source: RefSeq, a predicted model, not a curated record
UUGGGGUGACGCGGUUACGUUUAUUUGGAAGACUUUGCGCAUGCGCGUUACAGGUCCGGGGCUCUAGUCGGAGCCAGAGGGUCGGAGCUUGCUAGCUUAGCACUCAAAAUGGACGUCUUUCUAAUGAUCCGGCGUCAGAAGACGACCAUCUUCACGGACGCCAAGGAGUCGACCACCGUGUACGAGUUGAAACGUAUCGUGGAGGGCAUUCUGAAGAGGGCCCCAGAGGACCAGCGCCUCUACAAAGACGAGCAGCUGUUGGAGGACAGCAAGUCUCUGGGAGACUGUGGCUUCACCAGUCAGACGGCCCGACCCCAAGCCCCCGGUACCGUUGGCCUGGCCUUCCGCAUCACUGACGAGAUGUUCGAGGCGCUCCAGAUGGAGAGCUUCUCCAGCCCUCCAGAGCUACCCGACGUCAUGAAGCCACAGGACUCCAGCAGCACGGCCAGCGAGCAGACCGUCCAGUGAGGGCUGGAGGGAGGGAGAGAGGGUGGGGGUGUGAGCCGUUAUAUCAGUUAAAUCACAGGACAGCAUCGGGGAGAGGGCACUUUUAGAUGACCCAAUCGGUGCCCUGCUCCUCCUCCUCCUGGUACCUCCAACCCUCCCCCUGCCCCCUCUCGCCCUCUCUCCCCCGCACAUCACUUCCGGUUAGCCUUCUCAGCCUGUCAGCUCCUUUAGCCCGGCUAGCAUGCCCACCCACAUUAUCUUUAUUAUCAUGUUGAUGUAUUCAGGAGGCGGUUGGCGGUAUCUGCCCUUCUAGUUUGCUCGAGGGGGAAGGUACCUAUCUCGCUACUUUACUAGAGAGGGAAGGUACCUAUCUUACUAGUGAACUAGUGGGGGGAAGGUACCUAUCUUACUAGUGAACUAGUUGGGGACGGUACCUAUCUUGCUAGUGAAAUAUAAGUUUAAGUUACAACUUAGAAGCCUAUCUUUCUAAUGACUCAAGGAUGGAGGUUCCCAUGUUCCUAGUGAACUCGUUUAUCUUCAAAUUCAGUAGAAGAUAGAUAUCUUCCCAGUGAGCUAGAGAUUGAAGGUACCUCUCUUCCCAGUGAGCUAAAGAUUGAAAUAUCUUUCUUCCUACUGCACUGGAUCUUGAAGGUAACUGUUUCUUGUGGACUAGAGCUUGAACGUACCUGUUUUAAUAGUGAUCCUACAGCACCCGACCAAUCUGGUCGGGUGUAGGACCACUAGGAAAAGAGAGCGGCAAACUUUCCAUCCCAACCUUUAACUUUGCCAAGCGUGACGGUCUGACCUGGACAGGAGGCCAGACGUCUCCCUCCUCAACACUGUAAAUGCUGUUUAGUUUUAUUUAAAGCUCCUGUGCUGUCAUGUCUCUAGUGUGACCCAAGCUCUGUCAUGUCGUGUAUUAAGAGCCUUUUUUGAGGAAUCAUAGCACUGAGAGCUAGGUGGGCCGUUCCAUGAACCAGGGGUCCAGUUUCAGAGUCUGUUGAUUCAACAGGUCUGAAGAACGACCAGGAAGAUUAACUCGCGUCUUGUCACCACACCAUGCGUGACACAUGUACACCUCACCAGCCCGCCCUCCCCCAUUCACAAUAUGAACAUAGCUUGUAACUGUGAGCUCAAAUAAAGUUUUUUCUUUCUUUUUUUUACGUU